AACUUGGUCGAAAAACUAUGCUAGUGGCCACAUGCCUUUAAAGGAAUGCACCCAUUGCCUGGCAAGUAAAAGACCCGGGUGGCCGGGUUCGAUUCCCGGCGGGGGAACUUCGUUAUUUUUUCUAAGUUUCUGGUUUUUUUUCAAAGUUUUGUUUUAAUAUUUUAAUAUUUUUUUUAUCAUAUUUUGUAUCUAAAAUUUAUUUUAUAAAAUUAUUAUCACAUAAAAUUAAAAGCAUUAAAUUAUAUUCCUAAAACUGUUUAUAUUUUUUACCUUUAACUGAUAUCUGACUAGUUUUAUGUAAACCAAAAUCACUGUUGUCAGUAAAAUUGGAAAAAUUGUCUCUUAAAAUGCCACUAGCUAAACUGACGGAAUCUGAAAAAUAAUGAAAAUCAAUUAAUUAAUUGCAAAAAAUUUCUUAUUUUUUACUAAAUGUACUAUGAAUUUUACUUUUCUUUGGUGCAUGGCUUGCUUGACCUAAACCAAAAUCAUUGAUUACAUUAUCAGAAAAGUUUGGAGAUUUCUGUCAACUUAAUUUCAUAAUCAGGUGAACUCGUCGACUGACAUGAUCUUGAAAAAAAAAAAAAUGUUAUUUUUUUGUCACGAAAAAAAAUUAAUUUUUUAAAAAAUCAGCUUGACUGCAGUUUUUACUAUGUGCGCAAGUAUUCUCACGCAUAACCUUAUAUAUCAACCGAGGUAUUUUAGUUUCGCACAAUAAAAAAAAUUGACUUGCAAUUUUCCAAAUUAUCGUGUAUUUUGUAAAUCGAGAAGAAACUUUCGGUAAUGAAAUUCCUUUGAGUUAGUUCUCUUUACCCUCACCUCCAGUAAACAGUAAAAUAUCCCAUUAGAUCUAGCGGAUUAUCAAAUUUCUAUAAAAAUGUAAAACUGCGACCUUGGAAAAUUUGAAAUCAUCACUCGUAAAUAGCAAAAAAAAGCCGUAAUCUCUGGUAGUUGCCCUGACAAAGUGACAAGGCCAAGAGUGGUUAUUACAUUGUCAAACAAUGGCAGCCAAUCCAAAUAUUGAUACUCAAUAUUUUUAUGAGGAUGUUGUCUAUCGUGCCGACAAAUGUGGAAAUGUUCAAUUUGGUAUUGUCAUGGAAAACGACGAUCAAGAAUUGUCAGAUCAAAACUCUGAUAAUGAUGAAGGCACUAAACGAAAAAAAGGAGAAGUUCAAGUUGUCUGGCAUCCAACUGGUGUUGAAGAAUCGAUCAGCUCCAAAAAAGUACAAUUAGCAGACAGAACACUGAUGCCUGGUGAUGUUGUCAGGAGGAUGAUUAAAGGAAAAGAUACUCAACGUGGGUAUUGCAGAGAUAUUGAACUGACAGCAUGUGUUCAAGUAAUUGGUACGAAAAAAGUUUUGAAAGAUAUUCGCAGUGAAGAUUUGGCACCAUUAGAGGAAUUUGGCACUGACAUAGCUGUUUGCAUGGAUUCUUGGGUUGGCGGUAUACGUAUGGUACAUUUUAAGUUAUGGCUUGCAACACCAGAUGGAUCACAUUGUGUUAUUAAUGAAAUGGAUGCCCAAGGACUUGCACAUUUUGAAGAACGUCGUGAAAACGAUAAUGAUUUUCCUCAUUCAUCAGAAUUUUAUCCAGGUCAAUGUCUAUGGGGGCCAAUACAAUAUCUUGAAGAUGCAAACUGGAUAACAUGUACAAAAGAAAUGUUAACAAAACGUAAAACUAAACCACAAAAAAAAACAAAAGUUAUUGUACAAAAAGUUGAAGCUGAUUGGGUUGGUGUACAUUGGCAAUGUCGUGGAUAUUCAAAAGAUGGUACAUGGCCAGAUCAAGUACAGCCCAAAUUUCUUGUUCAAAAUGAAAAUUUAAAAAAAUUGAAAUUAUUAAAUAUAUUUGAACCAUUAACAUUACAAGUAGGUGAUCGUAAUUUUUAUAUAUUAAAAAAUGAUGAUACUAUUAUAACACGUGAACAGUGGAAAAAAGAGCAAAGACAAUAUUAUCAAAUACCAAAACAAAGUCCACGUAAGUCUCGUAUUAAAAUAAUUGAUAAUAAAAUAAAAGAUGAAAAAGAUUUAAAAAUUAAUCAAUUUGAUGAUACAAAAAAAAAUUCAAAUACAUAUAAAAAUAAUGAUAAUAAUGCAUUAAAUUUGCCAAUUGAUAAUAAUGAUAAUUCAGAUAAUUGGGAAUCAGAUGAUACAUAUUCACAAAGUGAUACAGCAUCAACAAUGUCAAGUGGUGGUUCAAGUAUGUCAUCAGUUGGAAAUAAAAAAAAAAAAAGACCAGCAUUAAUGACAAAAGUGUUAAAAAAAAAAAAACUAAUAAAGGCUAAAAAAAAGUUACCUCAAAUACCAUUAAUAAUUGGUGAUAAAAUUGUUGUUGAAACAUUAUCAACAAAUACAAAAGCAACUGUUGUUUGGCAAGAUGGUUCAGUUGAAAAAAAUAUACCAUCAACACAAUUAUAUCCAAUACAUCAUCUUGAUGAUAAAGAAUUUUUUCCUGGUGAUUUUAUAGUUGAUCAAAAAGAUGAUGAAUCACGAAUUUAUGGUGUCGUACAAUCAGUUGAUCAUCAAGGUAGAACAGCAAAAAUUAAUUAUUUCAAAACAUAUACAUCAACACAAUGUCCACAACCAGUAUUUAUUGAUAAACGUGAAGUAUCUGUUUAUGAUCUAAAAGAUCAUCCAGAUUUUCAAUACCGCCCUGGUACAUUAGUCAUUAGAAUUGCUAAUUUUCAUGAUGAUUGUAGUUGUACUGCUGGACAAGUAUUAGAUAACUAUCCUGAGGGUAGAGUCAAAGUAUGGUGGGUCGAUGGAUAUAUAUCAAUGUGUUGGCCACAAGAUUUAUAUAAAGUUGGUGAAUAUGAUUCAGACGAUGGUGAAGUGUGGGACGAUAAUUCUUCAGAUGAAUCAUGGGAGACUGAAAUCGAAGAUUGUUUUAUUGCUGAUAAUGAAAUUUGUGAAAAAUCUGAAAAUAUUAAACCAAAACUAUCAGUACACAUUGAAAAAGCUAGAAUCGCAAUGUCAAGAUUAGAAGAAAUAUUCACACUAAAUCCAUCGUUACAAACAACUGAUGUUAUGCGACGCUUAUUAGAAGUCUAUAAAGAUUGUAGGUAUAUGGAUAAGUUAAUGGGUACGUCAUUUUUUCAUGAAAGUCAUUUUCAAGGUUUAUUAGAAAGAGUAAGAGAACGUGGUAGAGCCAAUGUUGCCCAACGAAUAACUGAUCAAGUUACACGAUUAUUCAAUCAUCAAUUAAUAAGCUCAGAAUCACUUGAGAAUUCAAUUGGCCAUGCAUCAAAUCAAGAUAAUAACAAUACAAGUAUGGAAACAACAGUUGGUGCAAUCGACAGAACUACAAUAAACGUUAAUAAUACCGGUGAAACAUCAUCCAAUAAAAUUCCAAAAGUAAUAACUAUAAAAUCAGAAAGUUAUGAAAAAACAUUUUUACCAAAAAAAUCUAAUAAUAAUACUGCCAAAAUUAAUGAUAAAAAUAUUGAAGAUUUAGGUCAUUAUUCAGCUGAUAUUUCGAAAAAAGAAUGUUUGAGUUUUAGUAACUCAAGUAGUAAAUUCCAUUCGCAUGAAGAUGAUUUACCAAAUAAUCGUAAAGAAUUAAAUGAUUUAUUUAUAAAUAGUUAUGAUAUUGGUACUUCUCAUGUUUGUGUGAAAUUAUGUACCCUUAUAAAAGCUCAACUACUCUUAGCACAUGCUGAAGUAUCAAAAAGAUUUGGAUUAGGAAAAAUAGCAUUGACUGAUGCUGUUCUUGGUACAAUUAUAACAACAACACCAACACCAACAACAACAACAACAACAACAACGACGAAAGCUCCCAAAACAUUAACACCAACAUUUGAACACGAUUGUAAAUCUAGAACAAAUGAUAAUAGUAAUAGUGAUGAACGUGUUGCUGAUAUACCAUUACAAGUUUAUUUAGAUGGUGAAGGUUUUACAUUUGAUGAAUGUGCACCAGAUUAUCAUAAGUUCAAAUUAACAAUGUUUCAACCAACAGAUCCAUCAAAUUUUUUCCGAACAGUAUCAAAAGAAAUAAAAUUAUUACGAAAUAGCUUACCACCAGGUGUUUGGGUAAAAGGUUUUGAAGAUAGAAUCGAUUUGUAUUCUAUCAUGUUCAGAGGUCCUGAAAAAACACCAUAUGAAGAUGGCUUAUUUUUAUUUGAUUUUCAAUUGACAGCUGAUUAUCCUUCAGCGCCACCACUAUGUCAUUAUAUAUCAUACUGCAAUGAUCGUCUUAACCCAAAUUUAUAUGAAGAUGGUAAAGUUUGUGUAAGUUUACUUGGUACUUGGGCUGGACGUGGAACUGAAUUAUGGACGAAUGCAUCAACAUUAUUACAAGUAAUUGUGUCAAUACAAGGAUUAAUAUUAGUUUCCGAGCCAUAUUUUAAUGAGGCUGGUUUCGAUAAACAAAAAGAAUCACAACAAGGAAAGGAAAAUUCAAGAAUGUAUAAUGAAAUGGUUGUUUUAAAACUUGUGCAAGCACAAACAAAAUUGAUACAAAAUCCACCAAUUAUAUUCAAAAAUGAUAUUAUUAAACAUUUUGAGAAAUAUUCGUUGGGAUUAUUGAGAAAAUUGGAACUGUGGAUCGAAAUAUCAGAAAGGCAUAAUAACCAACAUGCUUUGUCACCACUAACACCGACAACUUUUAAAGACUUUUCAAAAAUUGAUGAAAAAAUUAUUCCUCAGUUUCCCCUUGUCCCGGCAUCUCGAGGAUUUUGCAUAAGUCUUUACAAGACACUGGCAACCUUCAAGCAAGUUCUUAUCACGAAAAAUAUAAUUUCAGAUAUUAAAUUAGAUAGUAAUUCAUCAGAAACUGAAAAUAUUUUUAAAAUACCAGUAACAACAAAAAACUUGAUUACUCAAGAACAGAUCAGUCACUCAACUGAUACAAAAAAGGAUAAAUCUAGCUAGCUACAAGGUAAAUUAACACGUACUAUUACAAAACUAUCGUGAUAACUUGGUAAUACUUAUUGUUAUUGAAUUGUAUUAUUAUUACUAUUAUUAUCUAAAAAUUUUAAGAAAACUAUAUAAACAAAGGUGAGAUAAAUUAUCUCGUAAAAUACGACUAUCAAAUCCGAUUUUGUCAAAUACCUGGAGAUUUCGUUAAUAAAUGUUAAUAAAUGAAAUUAAAAAAAAAAUACAAUAUUACUUAGUAAAACACUCCUGUGUAUGUAGACUCAAUAGAUUAUAAAUCUAUAGACUAAACAUUCGAUCAACUUCUUUAGAUAAAUUACUUUCAAUUAUUUAAAGAAUAUCUCGAUGUGAUUCUUUAAUAUUGUAGAAAUAUUUCGAGGAAAAUAUGUUGUACUGUAGUAUUUUCGAUGUUACAUAUGGAUAUGUAUGUCAUUUUUAUCAUACUGUUACAUAAAAUUUUUUAUAAAUUUUAAUCAACCAGAUGAUGAUGAAAUGUAGCUAAAAAUAUAAUUUGGAGGAUAUGUCCUCAAUCACAUAAUUAAACCCUGGUAGAAAUAUUUCUCCGACUUUUUUCCAACUUUUCUCCGCCAUUUCUCCACCUCUUUACGAAAAUGACCCAAAUUUGUCCGCCAUUUUUCCAACCAAAAAUUUACUCCAACUUUUUUCCGCCAUUUCUCCAACCUGAAAUUUACUCAAACUUUUUUCCAACUUUUCUUCAACCAAAAAUUUACUCCAACUUUUUUCCAACUUUUCUCCAACCAUGGCUCAUUUUCGUAAAAAGGUAAAGAAAGUUGGAAAAAAGGCGGAGAAAGUUGUAAAAAGUUGAAGAAAUAUUUCUACCAGGGAAAAUUUUAAAAAUAUGGUGAUAUCUACGAAAAGUUUCAGGACGACAAAACAAGACGAUGAAUAAAUCUAAACAUUAUUCGUUUGACAGUUCUAAUUUUGAAACUUGCGUUAUUGAAAUGAAAACAAUAUCAGCUUAAAAAAAGUUAUAAAAAUUAGCCAAUAUAAGCAAAUAUAAAUUUAAAGAAGUUCUGUUAUUUGCAAAUAUAGGUCACAUUAUUAUUAAAAGAAAAUUUAAGUUUUAGUGCACUGGAUUUUUCAGCAAUAAAAAAUGUUUAACUAACGUUUACAUGAUAACUCUAAAAAAAAAACAUUUUUAAAUAAUUUAUUUGCAUUUUAAAGAGAUAAACGUGGCCUCAUUUGUACUGAUCAAAGAAAAUUUGUACCCUGAAUAACAAAGUAUUGUAAAUUGACAAUCUGGAAUUUUUUUUAAAAUUAUCAUUGAAGUACAUUUUUUGCUCUCGUUGAUGCAAAUUCGCCCACAUUUAUCUCUUUGAGAUGGAAAAAAAUUAUUUAAAAAUAUAUAUUUUUGGAAGCACUAUGCACUUGUGAAUCACGCUGCCGAUAUUUUGUUUUUUUUUUUUUUUCAAAGUAAGUAAAGUGAAAAUUUACGUCACAUAUUGUCCAAUUUUCAUACUGCUGAAGUUUGAGUACAUAUGUGUAAAAUUGAGUUAAAAAAAAUCAACAAUAAUUGAAUUUUGAAUUAGUACUGAGGAUAUAUAUAAAUAUAAAUUUGUGCAUCUUGUAAUUUGGGGACAAAUUCAUCGAUAUAGCAAUGAAUUCGAGGACUAUCCCCAAA
Messenger RNA from Aphidius gifuensis, 6510 nucleotides. Its product is annotated as (E3-independent) E2 ubiquitin-conjugating enzyme UBE2O. Lineage: Eukaryota; Metazoa; Arthropoda; Insecta; Hymenoptera; Braconidae. The record is from RefSeq and is a predicted model, not a curated record. Bases 999 to 4865 code for a protein of 1288 amino acids. The transcript has 4 exons.